Harmonia axyridis is the source of this 3265-nucleotide messenger RNA. RefSeq lists its product as uncharacterized. Lineage: Eukaryota; Metazoa; Arthropoda; Insecta; Coleoptera; Coccinellidae. The transcript has 2 exons. The record is from RefSeq and is a predicted model, not a curated record. Gene Ontology annotation, biological process: replication fork processing; double-strand break repair via homologous recombination. Bases 150 to 3116 code for a protein of 988 amino acids. Gene Ontology annotation, cellular component: nuclear replication fork.
UGCAUAUAUACCAUAGAUAAAUUUUUUGUCUAUGUUGUUUGUAAACAUUUAAACCAAUAAGAAUAUUUCUCAUCGUGAUUUAAACAGGAUUGUGAUUGAAUAUAAAAUGUAAAAUUUUUCUGUAUACGACCAUAAGCAUAAUAAUUAAUAUGUUGCAUAUGACUGAAAAGCAAUUGUUUUUUUGUCAUACCAAUGAUUCAAAUCAUUACAUUAAGUUCUUGUCUGGAAAUUUCGUUGGGAAUAAUGAAGUCCUUGUGUUAGGAAACAGAAAGUUUAUGAUAAGUGUUCUUCUAGAAGAAGUUAUACUCAUUUCAAAAUAUAUAAGGAAGCAAUGGAUUUUCAUUCAGAAUUUGGUAUUACUAGAUAGUAAUCCAGCAUUCAAAGAUGUAGUUCAAGCUAGGUUGGAUGUGAAUGAUGGAUUAAAAGCCAUACACCAAUUCACUUAUAAUCUAAUAGAGCCUACAAAACGGAAAAAUAUUAUAGAAGCUAUUGAUUCAAUAUCAGUUUCAAUACUUUCCCUUGAGACAUUUGAAGAAAAAGUUUUGAUGAAGCUAUGUUAUUCAACAAAACAAAGUGUGAAUUGCCCAAUAUUUGAAUAUUUUCAUUGUUUUUUGGAUAUACAAUUGUACAUUUUAUCGAUAAGAAUAAAAUGUGACUGCUCCAAAAAUGUUAUUGAAGAAAACAUAACACAAAUCAUUAGGAAUUUGGUUCUUUUAACUAGAAAAUAUUUCGUCAAAGAAUUUGGUAUUGAAAAUUCUUCUUUUUUAUGUCCCUGUGUUGAGAAUUUUUGGAAGGUGUUAUACAUAAUUUUGGUGGAGAAAUUCAAUUCUGACAUAUUUUGGGAGAAGGUCAAAGCUGUUUUAGAAGAAGAUGAUGCUUUAUUCAGUUUAUGGCUUCUAAAGGAUUUAGUCAACAUAAAUUUUCCCCAAAUUGAUGGAAAAAUAUUUGAACAGAUGGUUAUGCCAAAUUUGGAUUUUUUAAGAGAUAAAUUAAUUAAUUCUUUGAACACAGCAUGUGAUAUUUCAAAACAUUUGAAAAUACUCUAUAAAUUGAACAAUAAAAUAUGGCCUAAUGAUAAAAAACUUGAAUUGUUAUUGAUAAUCUGGGACUACUUCAGUAAACGGCUAAAUAUUUCAUCAAAAUAUAAAUCUGGUAUGUACAUUAAUUGUAUUGAGUUCACAGAACAUUUGGAUAUCAUUAUAUUUAGUCCAAGGGAUUGUGAAGACGAGUUUGAAAUUUUUAUUGGUUUACUCAACGACUAUUUGUCUCGGCAACCAAGUCACUGGGGUAAAGUUAAAUGUAGAAUAUUUUCACAACUAAGUCCUUUCAAAAUUGGAAAUUUAGAUGAAGUUGGGAUAUGUAGAGUCUUUCAGUUACUCAUAGGUUUGAUGCAAAUCAAUCAAGAAGAGCUGAGCAAAAGAAUCGCAUCUGUUUUUGGAAUUUUGAAAGAAAAAAUGGUUACCCUCACAAAUCUCAACAUAUAUAUAUCAUUUCUCUUCAGAAUGGUAAGAGAAAAUAGAAGCAUAGAAAAAGUAACUGCACCAUUGGUCAAAGUAUUGCAGGAAGCUUCUGAAAAUCAGAAUAAUUUUCCUAUCAUCAAAGAAUUCUUUAAUGGUUUUUAUCAUAUUGUGAAAUUUAGUAAAUGUAUGCAACUUCACCAAUGGACACUUGUGGAUCAGUGGAUUAUAAAAUAUUUAGCCACAUGCUAUUACUUGGACCUAGAAUCUGCAUUGAAAACUUUACUUUUCUCAGUAAGGAAAAUCAAUUCCGAGGAUUCAUGGUCAUAUUGGGAAGGUCCCCUCAAAAAGAACAUAUAUCCUGUUUUGAAACAAAUUGGUAAUAAUUCAUCUUGUUCUCCUUUGGUGGGAGAACUGGCUGCAGAAAUAAGCAAACAUUCACCUGAUAUACUCAAUGAUGCAUUUGGUUUUUUCACGGCUGAAGCUGUAAAUUACAAAGUGACUGAAAAUUAUCUUUGUACGAUUUUGAAGGAUUAUCCAACAGAAGUUUCCUUAACACAAAUUCAAGAGAAAACUGUUGUUCAAUGUUGGUUAAGAAUAUGCUUGUACUCAACUCAGAACUAUGAAGAAAUAACUUCUAAUGUUUUGAAGUUGGAAAGUAUACCUCUGUGUAUUAAAAAUGGAAUUAAUAAUUUUUCAGAUCCUUUCGUAAAUUUCAUAGAAAUUUUAGGCACUAAUAAAAAUUUAUUUUUGAAUUCACCAGUUUUGAGUAGAUUUUGUGAGAUGUGUUUCGAAAAUCUCGAUCAAAGCUUAAUAAUACAUCUACCUCAAAUAAAGAAUGAAAUGGUCAUUCUUAGAAUAUACACUUGUUUAUCGAUAGCGCUAUUGCAGUGCAAUACUUUAUUAUAUGAUAGGCACAAGACCUCCAGUCCGGCAAUCAAAUUAAUAUCCUGCUUGCUCUUUCCAACAGAGUUUGUGAUGGGUAAAAUUUCUCAUCCUUUUCUGGAUGCAAUUAGAAAAACUUGGCAUUUAUAUUUUGAAGGAGUGCUUAAAUUGGGUCAAAAUGAUGAUUUCUAUGUACAAAGAACAUUACGAGACUUAAUUUCAAAAUAUAUUCCCUAUUACUCAGUGGCAGAGUCUCCAAUUUAUUUAUGCUUAAUUCGAGAGAGUAGUGCUAGAGUCAUAUUAGAAAAGGUCAGUACCAUUUAUUUCAAACAUCCAACAAAAGAAAGUGAGGUGAAUGUAUCAAAAGCUCUUAAAUUAUUGAAUGAAUAUGUGAAAUGCAGUACAUCAAUUAGUUUAUUGAAAAUUGUUGUUAGAGAAACUCUGUUUGGUUUAUGUGAAGUGUAUAUUUUUCAUAGUCAAAGAAACAUGGCACUAAGUAUCAUCAUGUAUAUAGUUACUUGCAAUUUUUAUGAUCAAUUGAAGGAAGAAGUUGUUAAAAGCCUGCUUCUUUUAACUGAAAAACACUUGGCAUUCAAUUCUAAAAUUUAUUUCAACUUAGUUAAUAUUUUGGCAAAAACGAUACCAACUGAAAUUUCAAUUCUAAAGGAAAAUAUUGUAGAAAAAAUUAAAAGUAUUGAAAGGAUAAGGGGAAUAGGUUACGAUGAUAACUUGAGGAGUUAUCUCAACAACUUGAAUGCUUUAUUGAAUUGUUGAAUCCUUCUUUUAGGAGAGUAAAAUUUUGUAAUCGAUUGUUAUAUUUAUUAUAUUUUUGUGUGAUAUAGUAUAUACUGUACAUUUUUUUAUAUGAAUAAAUUUUUUUUUAAAAUAACCCUUUUUUUAGGAUGAGUGCAAUAACAGCUGAA